Messenger RNA from Drosophila innubila, 2987 nucleotides. RefSeq lists its product as uncharacterized. The record is from RefSeq and is a predicted model, not a curated record. Bases 124 to 2661 code for a protein of 845 amino acids. Gene Ontology annotation, biological process: monocarboxylic acid transport; transmembrane transport. Gene Ontology annotation, molecular function: monocarboxylic acid transmembrane transporter activity. Lineage: Eukaryota; Metazoa; Arthropoda; Insecta; Diptera; Drosophilidae. The transcript has 6 exons.
GGCCAACAGAGCUAAACCAAUGCAUUUGGGUGCACAACAACAACGCCCCAAGCAACAACAACAACAACGCGAGCAACAAGAGAAACAUCAGAGAAGGCGUUUAACGUUUAGCAAAGGACGACAAUGUCAUCCCUGCAGCGUGAAUGGCAUUUACAGGGUUCACGGGGAUCGGUUUACUGCGCGAGUGAACCGGACCCAGCUGGUGGAGUCCAGUACGAGUCGGGAGGGCUCAUUCUCAACGAUACACUGGAUGCAUCCAAGAAGGCCAACGGCGUUGCGUGUCAGACCACAAGUGGUUCGCUGUUCUCAGUGGUGUCGGCACCACCAGCACCGCUGCCCACAGUGCCCACUGUGGCGGUGGCAUUGGCCGAAUUGGAUGUCAAGCAGAUGCAAGCGUUGUGUGUGCCUUCGCCCUCCCCUUGCGCCUCGUCAUGUGUCUCGCCAGCUCGUCGACCCGCCACACUCAGUUUGGAUGCACCCUGUUGCCCCCGAACGUUGCAUGCCAGUUUGCUGGAGCAUCAUAUAUCCGAACUGGAGGAGGAUGACAAUGAGAACCUGUUGACCGUGUCUAGCAUAACGGCUCGUCCGUUGAUAGCCAAAUCCCAUGAGUUGCGCAGCAGUCGCAAUCAAUCUUCGGGCACAGCGCGUGGCAAGUGCCUCAGACGAGGCAAGGAAGCGGAGCGACCUGUGCAGCGUCGCAACAAGCAGCUGGCCAAGGAUCGCGAGUCAUCCACCAGCACCACGGAGAGUGGUGGCGGUGUCGCUGAGCCACCCGACGGUGGCUACGGUUGGUUCAUCGUCUUUGGCGCCUUCUCUGUUCAGUUCUGGGUCGCUGGAUUGGUCAAAUCAUAUGGCGUCUUGUAUGUGGAGAUUAUGGAAACAUUUCCCAGCUCAACGGCCACCGUUGCCUCCUGGAUUCCGGCCAUUCUUUCGGCCCUCUGUUUGGUGUUGGCUCCACUCUCCAGCGCUCUUUGCCAGCGCUUCUCCUGCCGCUCCGUUGUCUUUGUGGGUGGCAUUUUCUGCUCCCUUGGCAUGGUACUCAGCUAUUUUGCCACCAGUCUGCUGCAUCUUCUGUUCACCUUUGGCAUUCUUACAGGCAUUGGAGGCGGCCUCUCGACUACGCCGGGAAUUGUGAUUGUCUCUCAGUACUUUGACAAGCAUCGGGCUUUGGCCAAUGGAAUCUGUGUGUCGGGCACAGCGGCAGGCAGCUUUGUGCUGCCUAUACUCAUAAAGCAUCUGGUGGAGAAUUGCGGCUUCCAUGGCACUCUUCUCAUUUUGGGUGGUUGCAUGUUGCACGUCUGCCUCUCGGCGACCCUUUAUCGGCCCCUAAGCGACUUUGGAGAGCAGACACAGGCUCAGGAUGUUGAUAGCAAGCCCAUUGGUGAUGACAUCAAUCCCAGCACAACGGGAAUACUCACCACAUCGACCUACUUGGACACCUGUGAGGUGGUGUCAAAUGAGUUGAACGACAAGUUCAUUGAGCAUUUGUUCCUGGAGGAGUGCAAGAAUCAUUUGAACUACUAUGCCAGCAAGCAACCAGCACAAGACAAGUCGGCGCAGGAGAGCGAUGAUGAGGUCAAGGACAUUAUUGGGGAAACCACCUUUAUCAAGCCCAUGAAGAAGGUGCGCAGUUCCGGUUUACUACACUCUGUGGAGGAUCUCAGCACCGACUCCACUUGGGUAUACCGGAAACACUCCGGCACCGAUUCGAACCGAGGCAGUCGACGACGUCGAAAUGUUUUUGCCAACGAUGAGACCAUCAACAAGAUUCAGGCUCAUCUGGAGAAGCCAUUGUCGCCACCCAGUGUGGUUAGUCGUGGUCUUAGCAAAAGCAUGGAGAUUCCCACACCCGUCAGCAAUCUCAGCGAGCUGAAGCAGCAACAACAAUCGGAUGGCAGCAUUCUGGACUCACAAUUACUGGAGUCGACGGUCGUCUACGAUGAUGAUGACGAUGACAACGAUGCCGUCGACGAGGAUGACGAUGAUGAGCGGAAACUCAAGCGCAGUUGCUGUGCCCGCAUCGAAAUGUAUCUGGACAUCAGUCUGCUCAAGGAUCCCAGCUUUAUACUGAUGUGCCUGUCCGUCACCCUCAUGUCAGUCGGUUGUCCCUAUAUGCUCUACUAUCUGCCCGCGCAUGUUAUAUCCAUUGGCUACAAUAAAAGUGAAGCAGGGUAUCUGGUUGCCAUCAGUGCAGUCUUGGACUUGUGUGGUCGCUUGGGCUUAGGUUGGCUUUCGGAUCUUCAUCUUUUCGAUCUGAAAAAGACCUAUACAUUAUGCAUUUUGGGUGCUGGUCUCGCUGUACUGACGAUACCCUUUGCCAAGACCCUGAUACUUGUCGGAUUAUCUGCUGCGGUUUAUGGUCUUUGUCUGGGCAGUUGGUAUGUGCUAAUGCCCGUACUGUUGGCGGAUGUCUUUGGAACGGACCGGAUUAGCUCGAGUUAUGGCUUGGUGAGGAUGUUCCAGAGCAUUGGAGCGAUAUCGGUGCCACCUUUGGCCGGCUUACUAAGAGAUCUGUCCGGUGACUAUGAGAUAUGUUUCUAUUGCAUGGGCUCCUCCAUGUUGCUGGGAUGUGCGCCUCUUAUUGUUUGGAUCAUUCUUGAGGCACGAAAUCAUCGCCUGUUUGUGCAUCAUGAGGAGGAGGACGAGUGCGAGGAGGCCUAGAGCAAAAUCUAAUCCUUAUCCUUAUCCUAGGGCCAGUGUCAUGGUUCAGUUUGUUGCUUAGCAGUUACUUGAUUAAUCGAAUUAAAUAUUUGUUGUCGUGUUUUGUAGCGUUUACAGUUAGCCCAAAAAAUGUUUUCCAUAGCAGUACAAACAAAACAAAAAGAAUGAAAAAAAACCUAAGUUCGAAUGCCUCACCGAUCACGUUGAUACUCUAACUAAUCACUCAUAUCCAAGCUGUUCUCAUCUCUUAAUCAUCGGCCUGCUUAUCUAAACUAUAAACAAGUCUAUAUUAUAAAUAUAUGAUGUUUUCCCAACAUGAAAAAGCA